UAAAUGUGUGUGUGUGUGUGUGUGUGUGUGUGUGUGUGUGUGUGUGUGUGUGUGUAGAUUAAACAUGAACGGGCCAAAACGGACAUGGCAGCAGGUCAAAAUCAAAUACAAGAACAUUCUGCAGAAUGCAGUGAAAAAGAAUACCCACAGACAAGGCACGGGUGGUGGGUCACCAAAGGCUGACCUUACCCCAGCAGAGGACAUGGCCUUGAGCUAAAUAAAGGCAGGCCCGUCUUAGAGGGGAUCCCUGGGGGAAAGAGACGAGCAUAGGUUCCUCCCAAGAUGCCACCCGCUUCAUUCAAGUGCCUGGCAGCACUGUGUUCCUGUUAGAGCCACCAGCACAAGCACCAGACGAUGCUGAUCCAGGUGAAGGCCCCAGUGCAGCAGCAACAGCACAUGAUGGAGACGAUGAUGAGGAGGAGACCAUCUCUCUGGAUUCCAGAAGGCAUGAGGACCCAGAUGCUAUACAGUGGGAAAACCAGCCUGGCAACAUAAGCUCACAAGCUAUCAGAAAGUUGUAUGGCAACCACCUCCGGCACCAAAUAGAACUGGCAGACAUAGACAUUCAGUACAAGAAGAAAAAGAUGGAAAAUCUUGCACUGGAGUCCGAAAUAAAAAAAGAGGACAAUUAGGAAACUGGACCUUGAAAUAAAAAAACUUGAGAGGGAGCUCCAAGAAGAUGACACAGCUCAAAAUAAAAAUUAGCAAUCAGUACAACCAAGUCAUCGUUAUAAGGCAUCGCCCUCUUUUGCCCACCCCCCAGCACCAGGUGUGGCCACUAGCCUAUAUGAAGGCCCAAAAUUGUGUGUUCCUUUCUGCUCUGACAAUGGCAUGCCCAUUCGUGCGAGAUGUGGUGGAUGAAGAAGCACUUGUGCUGAGGAGAGCCUUCAGGCGAGAAAGGGUCUUCAGGGACCGGUUGGACCCACUGGCCUUCCUGAUGACCAUCUAUAUGAAAGAUACAGGUUUUCUGCAGAUGGCAUCAGGUAUCUAUGCAGACUACUGGGUCCCAGGAUUAAGCACCGCACUGCACGGAGCCAUGCACUGAGUGUGGAGCAAAUGGUUUGUGUGGCCUUGCGCUUUUUUGCUAGUGGAGCCUUCCUGUACUCAGUGGGGGAUGCAGAACAGCUGAACAAGGCCACAAUUUGCCGCACAAUAAGGAGUGUGUGUCUGGCUAUCAAAGCAUUAGCAGAUGUCUUCAUCUCCUUCCCUGGCCACAGAAGACUCUGUGACAUCAAAGAGGAGUUCUAUAGGAUUGCAGAUGGUCUGCAAUGCUGACUGUGUGAUCAGCAAUGUUGAGGCAAAAUGGCCUGGCUCAGUCCAUGACUCCAGAAUCUUUCGGGCCUCUGAAAUCUAUCAGUGCCUAUCACAAGGUGAAUUCUCUGGUGUGUUGCUGGGAGACAGGGGGUAUGGCUGCCAGCCUCUUCUCCUGACACCUUUCACAGACCCCCAGGAAGCACAGCAGACCUACAACCAUGCCCAUGCCAGGACCAGUGCCAGAGUUGAAAUGACCUUUGGCCUCCUGAAGGCACGCUUUCACUGCCUUCACAAAUUAAGGGUCAGCCCUGUUAGGGCAUGUGAUAUUACUGUGGCUUGUGCUGUCCUCCACAAUGUGGCCUGCCUGAGGAAGGAGAGGGCCCCCAGAGUGCCACCAGCCAUGGACUGGGACAAUCCGGCAAUCUUCCCUGAUGACGACAGUGGUCGGCUGCUGAGGGACCAAUAUGUGUUGAAUUAUUUUAGUUAGUAUGUGUGCUUUCAAUUUUGGUUAAAUAUGUCCUGCGGUGGCAGAGGAAUUUGGGUUU
Messenger RNA from Oncorhynchus nerka (sockeye salmon), 1799 nucleotides. Its product is annotated as putative nuclease HARBI1. The record is from RefSeq and is a predicted model, not a curated record. Bases 1190 to 1741 code for a protein of 183 amino acids. The transcript has 10 exons. Lineage: Eukaryota; Metazoa; Chordata; Actinopteri; Salmoniformes; Salmonidae.